AUGAUGCUGCCACCGGUACGGCCAUUGGCUGCCGUCUUCUUAUUGUGCUUGAUCCUGGAUCCGACAUCCGCAGCGGCUUUGGCACGGAUCGGAUCGAUUAAAGACAAAAUAAACAAAGACAAAAGUAAUCCAGCAUUCACUAGUACAAAAGCACCAACAACUUUGCCAAAAGGUCCGGACACCACAACUCGUCUUUUCUUACCAACGUUACACGUGCUGUUGGAUGACGUGCCAGGAUCGCGAGAAUUGUCGAGUCCUUCUACCCAAAAGGAAACGUUUCGUCCUACAAGUUUACCGGCAUCCAGUCGACCUCCACUUAAAGGUUUCAAUUUGAUCCUGGACGAUCCUCCUCCUCUACGGCCUAACACGCAAGCUCCUGGAAUGAAGACAACUCACCGGUUUGAAAAUAGCAUUUUGAACGAAAACGAAGAGCGUUCGACAAAUCUCGCCGAUUCACCACAAGAUGGCAUUCAAAUGACCAAAGGCCCGUUUUUUACAAAUAAUCCAAAGAUCGAACAUCAUCAUUUCCAAAAUAUUGACCAUCUCCCCGACAAAUCCGACACGUCGACGGCAAAAAAUGUUGAACCGACAACGACCCGUCCCUUCGGCCCUACACUGAACUUGGUGAUGGAUGGGUCGCAGGAUGUUUCGUCAAAGGAUCGGAUGAAAAGCACCACUACAACUCGAAAGCCACUUCUUCGGCCGAUUGAUUCGUUGCUGUUACAAUACCAACGCGAAGAGGAGCAAUCCAACAAAAAGAAUAGGCCGCAAGAUAAUCUUAUGGAAUGGCUAGUGAUGAUGCAACAACCGGUUACGGCUCCCGUCGAGCCGGUCAAGAGUUUCCCGAUCGAAGAGGUCAAGCCAUCGGUUCUACCAGUUAAACCUUUACCUGUCGAAACUGUCCUAACACCCGUCCAGCCGGUUAAGACUUUUGCUCUUCAUGAAAUGCCACCGAUUGAGUUGAACCGUGACAAACAAAGCCAGAGGAAUGAUGAAUACGAAUACGAGUACGAAGAAGGUUAUGACGAAUUGCCUGAUGUAGAUGAUCGAACGAGUGUCAAACUGCCAAAUAAGUCAGUGAAUGAGGUGAACCAAUCAAGCGAUUGGAAACGAAUUGGUAGUCCGUUAGGGAUGCACGAUCCUGAUGAGGAUUUUAUCGGACCAGUCGUAUCGCAAUUGAUGAAACCCAUCACAUCUCCGUCACCUUUGAACAAGAAAACAGGAACUGCCUGGCCGACCACUUCGAUUGGAACAAAGCAGCCCAGCAAACCUACUGUAACGGUUGGAAUAAGAGAUUGGCCUGUCCAGGUAGGACUCCAGCGGCCGUCUCCUCCUGCACAGGUGGGUCUACCAGAAUGGCCCGUCCAGGUUGGAUUGCAAUCGCGUCCCAAACCGACAAAAGCGACAGUCAAACCGGGCGAAUAUCAAAUGGGCAACGUUUACGCUACGUCUGUAACGACUCCAUCUUCGAAUGGAAUUAGUUGGCAGGAUAAACGAAAACCAACCAUUGUAGGUGAAUAUCAAAUGGGCAACAUUCAAGGUAAUCAGAUAUUGGAACGUUCCAACUUAACGUCUGCGGCCACCCGACGUCCGUCUUCUAGUUCACCAGCAACUCGUCCUUCAAACAUCUACAAAAAUCAACACAAAAGUCCUCCGUUAACAUCACUGCCGUUUACCGUCGUCGAAAAAGAAGAGGUUAAAGAAAAUGAAAAUAGAAAGAAAAUCAUCAACUCGUAUCAGAUUGAUGCUCGCGUUCCAUCCUACGGUCAAUCCUCUUAUUACAUGAAUAACAAUUCUCCCUCGUUUGGAUCGUCCGGACAGCUGAACAUGUAUCAACCUCAAAAACCAGCUGCUGUGGAUAUGAAUAGCUAUUAUGGAUAUCCUAGCAGUGGUGGAUAUCCUUCUAGUGGGGGAUAUCCAUCAAGUGGGGGAUAUCCAUCAAGUGGGGGAUAUCCUUCUAGUGGUGGAUAUCCAUCAAGUGCGGGAUAUCCAUCAAGUGGGGGAUAUCCAUCAAGUGCGGGAUAUCCAUCAAGUGGGGGAUAUCCUUCUAGUGGGGGAUAUCCUUCUAGUGGGGGAUAUCCAUCUAGUGGGGGAUACCCGGGUGGAAAUUAUAAGCCCUUGAAACCUCCUCCUCCACCAAACCCGGGAGAUCAGCAAUUUAAUUUCGAUUACAUAGACGAAGAAGCAACAGGACCAAUUAAACCGUUUAUUCCCGGGAUCGGGUUAUUCGGCGAUGGGGCUAACGUCAUUUUGAUACCGAAACCAACAACGACUGUUCAACCGCCGUUCUUCAGUACACCAUCGUUUCCAACAGGUCAGUUUAGCACAGAACGGCCUAGCGUGAACCAAAUGUCGACCUCUGCUCCAUUUCAAAUGGAAAAUCAACAACAAAUGGGUGGCAGUUUUGGCGUUGUCACGUCUGGCCCAUUCUGGCCGCCGUUUAUUAGCACAACCAAGAAACCAUUUCCGCCCGGAGAGUUCACAACCAGCCGGCCUAUGAAUCAACAACAGAUAUCGACAUUUCGUCCUUCCGAAAUGGAGAAUCAACAACAAAUGGGUGGCAGUUUUGGCGUUGUCACGUCUGGCCCAUUCUGGCCGCCGUUUAUCAGCACAACGGAAAAGCCGUCUGAGUUCUCAACCAACCGGCCUAUGAAUCAACAGAUAUCGACAUUUCGUCCUUUCGAAAUGGAGAAUCAGCAGCAAAUGGGAAGUAAUUUUGGUGUAAUUACGUCAGGGCCAGCCUGGCCACCAGUGACAAGUACCACUACACCAACGCCAUUUCCAAUGGAGGAAUCGAGCACAAGCAGGCCAACUUUUCGGCCCACUAGGCCCACAAGACGGCCAACUAUGCGACCUACCGUGCGACCUACAAGACCUACUAGGCCAACAACAUCUAGUACAUCUACCAGUACAACUACCACAACUAUGGUUGGACCUUUUGAACCUACCGACUAUUUUGAAUUUGAGGAAACCGACUCUGAAUUCGAGAUCGAUUACCCAACCACCCAAGAACAAAUAGCAAACAUUCCUGGUUUCAACCAGAAUCCAAUAGGUAUCAGUGACAUGGGCAAUGUUAUUGUGGUUAUGAAACCAUCAACUGCUGGGCCGGGACAGCAAACGGCCAGCACUGAGACAAAUACGCCAUCUCAGCAAACGAUGAUCUCUACCAUCCAGACGCCAACUAGGCCACCGAUUGAAACCACUGAGAGCCCAAUGAGCAAUUUCAUCAUUCCGUCUUCCAGCACAAUUGAGCCUCCAUUCAUCCCUGUUGUAACUUCAUCAACGACAGAGCAAACAGUUACAACGAAACCCACUAGACCAUCAUCGAGGCCUCCAACCACGGAUGGAGGGACAUCUGUACCUAACGAUAAUUUGAUGAUUGGCCAAAUAAUUCCAGAUAUCGAUUACCCUGUGCAAGAAGAGGUUGCUAACCUUCCAGGAUUUAAUCAGAAUCCAAUAGGAAUCAGCAACGAUGCUAACGUCAUACUAGUUCCCAAACCUACCCAAAAGCCACCUGUCGUUAUGAGCUCGUCCACCACAACAUCGAGCCCGUCUUCUUCCCAGCAGCCGUCCAAUUCCGAUAAUGACAUGAAUGACUUGAUGAACGCAGUCGGGGAGAUCGAAGACCAACUCAAUUUCGGUUGGGAAAACAUUGACGUCAAUGAGAACACUGUCAUCACAAAUCAUCCCACUACCCUUCCACCUAAUAUCAUUUCAACUACACCGACCAGUACGACAUUUCCUACAGCUCAAAUCGGACUUACAUUUGUUCCCACCAAUAUGCAAAUGAAUAGCCAGCAAUCGGCAACUACUCCGACUCCGAUCAGUCCACCUGAUUCACCAGUGACAUCCGGACCGUUGAAUAACAACAUCUUCCCCACUGGAAGCCCUGUAAGGCCAUCAACAACAACGACCACCACUCCAAGGCCCAGUACUAUCAGUACAACAGGACCCGUGUAUUUAGGCCCAGAUUUUGGCUAUCCAAACGAGCCGCUUUAUUUUCCGGAAGAAAUAUUCAAACCUAAACCAGAAACUCCUAAGCCUUCGUAUGGCGUUCCACCCCUUCCAAUGUCGACGCUGAAACCUUCGAUUGGAAUGCAAGAACCGAUCGGAAUCAGCAACGAGGAAAACACGAUGAAACCGGUGGUCAGGCCACCGUUUUUUGUAUCGACCACCACAGAGAAGCCGUUCAGUUUCCAGCCGAUCAAUUUGGCCCAACCGAUGGACAAGCCGAGCGGAAUAUUUGAAAAUCAAAUGGGCAAUUUCAAUGGAAGUUCAAUAAGCACAGGAGGAAGUUCAAACGAUGGUUCAUCGAUUGUUGUAAUUAUUCAACCACCUUACCUCGGCCCUUUUUUCCCACAAUUUAGCCCAAACAGACCUGUGACAACCACCACCACUUCAACGACUACAACUCCCACCACAACUACUACUCGAACAACAACCACAACCCCGACAACUACUACUCGAACAACAACCACAACCCCGACAACUACGACAAUACCCACAACAACUCCUAUCACAAGCGAACCUUUUGAUUUGUUUCAGCAACAAAUCAAACCCAUUUUACCAUCUGAUUUUCAAAUGGGAAAUGGCUUCAUUCCGCAACGUCCCAAUACCCAAUUUCCAUCGCCUUCAACCGGAUUCAACAUUACCACUUUCUUGGAUUCGUUCGCCACUUAUUAUGGAAUCCCUUCAUUCUUAUUCCCCGGUUAUUAUCAAAUGGGUAAUUAUUAUCAUUUGUCAACAACAACAACAGAGGCUCCAGCCAGCGAUUCAGCUAUUCUGAAUGUCGUUUCACCAUCACCCGUUUCUCCGGGAAACAGCAGCGUGCCUUGCGCUCAAAUCUCCACCUCAACUGCCACAACCGAAUCAACAAUCCUAGCAGCAAUGACGACACCCAGUUCAAUCGAUGACCAGCCGACGAUAAACGAGUUUGAAAUCAAUCAGUUAACGGAAUCUCCUCAACCAGCAGUUGUACCUUCUCCACCAAUGAGACCACCAAUAGCUCAGUUCUUCAUCCCCGUUUCAUCUGGAUCAUCAUCGUCUUCAUCUUCUUCUUCGUCGUCAUCCGAUGGUUCAGUUUCUUCGGCUGGCAUUAUCAGCGGCGUAUCUUCAUCCGGCAGCUCCAUCAGCCUCACCGGAUUCUUGUUGUUCUUCUUCUUUAUCGCAUUGCCCAUCAUCUUUGGCUGUUUGACUCUCUUGGAAAUCCCUUACAUCGUCAGCGGAGUUCUGAUAUUGGCAGUCGUCCCGCUAACCCUUUUGCUAUUCCUCAAAGUCUCGGGCGCCUUUCACGGACGCCAUCAUCAGAAUUGGCACAUCGAUUGGCGUAGGAUCAUAUCGAAGCCUGACGCUGAGCUGCUUCAACUUGAACAGGACGUUCUCGCCAUGCUGGAUAGUUAUCCUUAUCGGGAGAUGGAGACAACGACGACUGACCAUUGGAAUCAUCUCGACCAUUAUGCCCGUUAA
Daphnia carinata is the source of this 5466-nucleotide messenger RNA. RefSeq names its product mucin-17-like. The record is from RefSeq and is a predicted model, not a curated record. Bases 1 to 5466 code for a protein of 1821 amino acids. Lineage: Eukaryota; Metazoa; Arthropoda; Branchiopoda; Diplostraca; Daphniidae. The transcript has a single exon.